AUGGCCGCCCAACAAGACUUUAGCUCCAAGUACACCAACGCAAACCUCUCCGCGAACGCCGCACCCUACGAUUCGGAUCUGUUCGCCAAUCUUGUCAAGCAGCUUGAGGAUACGGACGGUGGGAGCAUUAGCAAAGUAGCCUCGGCAAUUGUAGCAGUGGUCCUCUGCGCGCAAAAGCGCGGUGACGCCGUGGCUGGGCUCUUCAGAGAUAUUACCAGGAUCCAGUCAGAUCAGCGGAAGAAAGAAUGCUUUAUGUCACUCAGGCAUGGCAUUAGUCUUACCUGGCCAUUCUUUGGACUACCCAACUCUAUGCCUGCUUGUCUGGGAUUAGUCAAUGAACUCCGCCAAGAUCACAUCACUGUCCCUAGUCAAAUUGAUAGGUCAGUUGAGAUAGCAGAUUGGCUUGCCAAGGGAUACGAAACUAACCGAGCCAUCUACCACGCCGUGGGAAACGCAGAGGUCGGAAAUAUGAUUGCUGAAUAUUUUCCAGAAAUCUCAUAUAUAGCCAACGCAGCGGUGUUUGGCUUCUUGAUUGGUGGUUCUGAGAAUAUCCAGACGUUGCCAUUGAGUGAACUGAUUGUCGCAAGCGCCAUCGCAGGAACAGGGGCAACACGACAGACUAAAAGUCAUUUCAAGGGUUCACUAGGACUCGGGAUCUCACCAGAGGCGCUGCAGGCGGUCUGGAGUGUGGUCAAAGAAGUUGCUGCUUGGAAUAAAUCUGCUCCGCUAGGAAAGGUUGAUGUUUUAGAAUUGGUAGAGGAAGUAAAAGCAAACUUGCAGUCUGCUAAAUAG
Molecule: messenger RNA, 792 nt
Organism: Ilyonectria robusta
Lineage: Eukaryota; Fungi; Ascomycota; Sordariomycetes; Hypocreales; Nectriaceae
Exons: 4
Coding region: 1-792 (263 amino acids)
Source: RefSeq, a predicted model, not a curated record